Messenger RNA from Manis pentadactyla (Chinese pangolin), 2898 nucleotides. RefSeq names its product SET domain containing 6, protein lysine methyltransferase (gene SETD6). Gene Ontology annotation, cellular component: nucleus. Gene Ontology annotation, biological process: peptidyl-lysine monomethylation. The transcript is spliced from 9 exons. Gene Ontology annotation, molecular function: protein binding; protein-lysine N-methyltransferase activity. Lineage: Eukaryota; Metazoa; Chordata; Mammalia; Pholidota; Manidae. Bases 105 to 1460 code for a protein of 451 amino acids. The record is from RefSeq and is a predicted model, not a curated record.
GUGGCGGGGCGUGCACGUAGGCCCCGCCCCCAAGCGCCCCUCCCCGGGAGGCCGGAAGCGCCUGCGCGGCCACGCUGACUGGUAGGGUCGCGCGCCGGCCGACUAUGGAGAGCCACACGAAGCGCCGGCGGGUGGCUGGGCCUGUGGGCGGCGGCGACCCGGGUCCGAACCCGGUGGUCGGCUUCCUGAGUUGGUGCCGGCAGGUGGGGCUGGAGCUGAGUCCCAAGGUGACGGUGAGCCGGCAGGGCACGGUGGCCGGCUACGGCAUGGUGGCUCGAGAGGAUGUGCAGCCCGGAGAGCUACUGUUCGCGGUGCCGCGGGCCGCGCUCUUGUCGCAGCACACCUGCUCAGUCGGCAGCCUGCUGGAGCGAGAGCAAGGGGCGCUGCAGAGCGAGUCAGGUUGGGUGCCGCUGCUGCUGGCCCUGCUCCACGAGCUUCAGGACCCGGCUUCACACUGGAGUCCCUACUUUGCGCUCUGGCCCGAGCUAGGCCGCUUGGAGCACCCCAUGUUCUGGCCAGAGGAGGAGCGCCAUCGAUUGUUGCGGGGCACAGGCGUACCUGAGGCGGUGGAGAAAGAUUUGGCCAACAUCCACAAGGAGUACUGUUCCAUCGUGCUGCCCUUCAUGGAAGCCCACCCCGAUCUUUUCAGCCCUAGGGUUCACUCCCUGGAACUCUACCACCAGCUGGUAGCUGUUGUGAUGGCCUACAGUUUUCAGGAACCACUGGAGGAAGAUGAUGAUGAAAAGGAGCCAAACUGCCCUUUGAUGGUGCCUGCUGCAGACAUACUAAACCACUUAGCCAAUCACAAUGCCAAUCUAGAAUACUGUACAGAUUGUCUUCGGAUGGUGGCCACUCAACCCAUUCCUAAAGGCCAUGAGAUUUUCAACACUUACGGGCAGAUGGCUAAUUGGCAACUACUUCAUAUGUAUGGUUUUGUUGAACCAUAUCCUGACAACACAGAUGACACAGCUGACAUUCAGAUGGUGACAGUUCGUGAAGCAGCAUUACAACGAACAAAAGUUGAAGCUGAAAGGCUCUGCCUGUUCGAACGCUGGGAUUUUUUAUGCAAACUGGAGAUGGUAGGGGAAGAGGGAGCCUUUGUGAUUGGGUGGGAGGAGGUGCUGACUGAAGAGGAACUGACUACUACCCUCAAGGUACUGUGCAUGCCCGCUGAGGAGUUUAGAGAGUUUAAAGACCAGAAUGGAUGGGGAGAUGAUAAAAGGGAAGAGAAAAGCCUGACCAUCACAAGUAUCCCCAAGCUCACAGCAUCAUGGAGACAACUGCUUCGGGACAGUGUUUUGUUGACCCUGCAAACCUACACCACAGACUUAAAAUCUGAACAAGAAUUACUCAAUAAUAAGGAAGUCUAUGCCCAACUCAGCUGGAGGGAACAGCAGGCCUUACAGGUUCGUUAUGGUCAGAAGAUGAUCUUACACCAAUUGUUGAAACUAACAAGUUAGCAGGUUCCCUGAAGGAACAUCCAUAAGAACUUUAUUCCAGGCUAAUGUUCACUGAUGGGUUGAAAUGAAAAGAAAACUUGGAUUUUUUGUUUUGCUUACCAUAUUAAAUACCAAAAGGAAAAGUAGCAAAGGUGGUGUGCUAGGAUUAACUCAGAGGUAAGGAUGGUAUGUUCAGAAGCACUGGGAGCACUUGGGAGUAAUUGCUAAUUGUUAACUAAGACCAAUAAAUUUUAUAGCCCUAUUCUCAGUUUGAACCAAAGUUUGUAAAAAUGUGGUAGUAAUGGGUCUUGUCAUCUAGUGUUUAGUAACAUGAACUUUGAAAAAUCUGUGUCUGUUCUGGGCAAGUCACUUUACUUUUUCUUAAAAACUGUUUCCUCUAUUAAGUCACUGGUAUUCAGAAUAACUGUUAAAUUCCUUAGCAUUCUGAAAUCUGGUCUAGAAGGCACAACUCACCCUUUAGGGAAGAAACCCUAAGACAGUCACAGCCCAUUCCUGUAAGAUUUCUGUUAUUUAAUCUUCAAGUUUUUUGUCUUCUCUGGCUGCAAAACUUAUUAAAGGUAAGGUGUAAGUCACAUAUAAACCUACUCCCUUUGAAAAUUAAAACACUGUGAGGGUAAAGGCUAUGAAAAAAAUGAGCAUUUUGUAAUUGUUUAACCUGCUCCAAUGAAUUUCCACUGUUGAAAGGAACAGAAAACACUAUACAAAAAUCAUGUCCUUGCUUAUUUCAACAUGCCAGAUUAGAAAUGGGGAAGAUCUACCAUUCAGCAAGAAGUUGGUGUUUCCCAAUGGCGCUAGGCACAAGGCUGGGCUUGUCCACUUUUCCUCCUCACCACCAGCACUGGCUGCUGCUACUGAGAAAGGCACAGUGGACUCAGGUGUGUGUCAUGACUUUAAUGUUUGACUACAGUAUGCAUACACAUACAAGAAGUAAGGGAGCUAAAGCCCAGGAACUAGAAAGGCUACAAAAUACAACACGUGGACCAAUACAUUUACAAAACAUUCAAAAUCCUUACAAAAGGGGCUGUAUUGGUCCUUUCAACUUUUGUUGGUCAGCUUAGCCUUUAUGGCCAUUCACUGGGAUGAUGGGUAAUUCAUACUUUUUGGUUCCCUUUUUCCCACAAGUAUCAGGAGAGACUGGGGGAAGGGUGGGUUAAGUCUGGUCUGGUUUCCCUUUGUAAAAAAAAAAAAAAAAAGAAAAAAGCUGACUGCAUCUCAUAGGGCCCAAGGAUAGGUUUUCCAUCAGAAAUGAAAAUGAUGCUCUCCCAGCAGUCAGCUUUAGACUGGGAAGAGAGGCAAAACAAAAACUGUCAAUUGUGGGAUCUCAAUUGUGAGCUCUUCCCAUGUUCCCUGUUACCAAAUUCUAGCAUAUCCACAUCUUUAACAACUUUGUGACUUUCAAGGUCCCCUUGUCCACAAUAAAAAAAUAAGUUACAUAAUA